AAGCGCUUCCAGACCAUCGCCGUCAACUUGAUCAAGUCAAUCGAGGCACACCGGUUCUCGUCCCCGUUCUUGGCUGCGGUCAACGCCCCGAAUUACAAAAAAGUGAUCAAGCACCCGAAGGAUUUGAAGUCCAUAUUGAAAGGGGUCAAGAAGAAACAGGACCAGGCUGUCUACACCACCGUGAAAGAGCUCGAGCGCGAUAUCAUCCUCAUGUUCACGAACUGCGUGAUGUUCAACAAGCUGCUGGCUCCUUUGGUUCAGAUGGCCCAGGAAAUGAAAGAUGAUGCGCGGAACACGUUCAAGAUGUUUGAGGAGGCCGAG
Metschnikowia bicuspidata var. bicuspidata NRRL YB-4993 is the source of this 321-nucleotide messenger RNA. RefSeq lists its product as uncharacterized. Gene Ontology annotation, molecular function: protein binding. NCBI's taxonomy places the organism in Eukaryota, Fungi, Ascomycota, Pichiomycetes, Serinales, Metschnikowiaceae. Gene Ontology annotation, cellular component: NuA4 histone acetyltransferase complex. The record is from RefSeq and is a predicted model, not a curated record. The annotation marks the transcript as partial. The transcript has a single exon.